This is a messenger RNA of Phacochoerus africanus (Common warthog), 2243 nucleotides long. RefSeq names its product chromosome 4 C19orf44 homolog (gene C4H19orf44). The transcript has 9 exons. Lineage: Eukaryota; Metazoa; Chordata; Mammalia; Artiodactyla; Suidae. The coding region runs from base 209 to 2125 and encodes 638 amino acids. The record is from RefSeq and is a predicted model, not a curated record.
GCCUCAGAGAUCAUUAUGCUGGAGACAUGGCUAUGCACAGAGUGCCCAUUCUUUUUAACAGCUGCAUAGUAUUCCAUUGUCUGCCUGUGGUCAUCUGGAUUUCACAGGCCUCUGUGGAUGGGUUCAGAUUUUCGAUGAGCACAAACAACGCUGCCAAGACAUUCCUUGAACACAUAUCUCUGUGUGUGUUUGAGAACAUAAUAGCAGAAUGGCUUCAAUAAGAAAACCCAGCCGUCCCAUGCACAAUAUCUUUGGUGACUUCAGUGAUAUUUCCUUGGAAGAUUCAAAGAUGGAAGAAAUCCAGAACUUGGGAAUCAGUCGAAGUCUUACCAAAAUAGCACUCAGUCAGAGCAGAUUUCUAAAAAGAAACCAAACUGUGGGUGAAAGACACUUAUCCCCCAAAGAGAACGCUGUCCUGGGGAGUGGGCCCUGGCCCUCCUCAGGUAGACCCCUGACCACGGCCUCAAAGGUCAGGGCCAAUGCUGCACUCACGAAGCUGGCCCAGAUCGAAAGCAAGAUCAGGAAUCGGAAGGUGCAGAUGGCGUUGUCUCACGUGGAAUCUGACCUGAAGACUUCUGAGGACAUGCUUCCUAGCGGAGCAGACGACAUUCCCCCCAGGAGGCCGGGUGACCUUUCUUCACAGAACACAGACAAAACCUCCUGGACACAGGCCCGUGAAAUUCCUGUCUCUGAGGGUGACAAGCCCAGUGGAAAGGUCAGUAAGUUUCUAAAGAAGAGAGAAGCACUUGUUGAAAAGAUAUCCCCCAAAGCACAUGCUGGGAAAGAGAGGAAUUUUCAAACACCCAAAGAAAAGAAACCUCCUAGAAAACUGGAUUCUCCAGACAGCGAUGAGGAGGAAAUGAAGGAGCUGCUGGGAAGCUUGAUGGAGUCUCCUAGAGAAAAAAACACAGCCACAAAUCAGGGUUUCACCAGCACUAGGGUCAGUGAAGAACAACAAAUAAAACUGUUCUCGGAUCAGACCCCAACUCAACCGAGAGUCCUUUCACUGCCCAGUAAGGACCUUUCCAGCUCAAAGCCAUUUUGGACAUCACGUGUGCCAACCUCAGAGUCAGCCGAUGGGAUCCUUCACAGCGCUGGCUCGAGAAAUUGUCCCCCACAGACUCACAUUUCAGAUGACACAGCCCCCCACAAGGCAUCGAUUUCCACUCCCGGCACCUUUCCGAAGUCAUUGCCUUCGACAGUCGGGGACGGCAAGCUCUCAUCCCCACCCAGAUGGAGUGAGGCUGGGCCUCUGGCGGAGUCUCCCUCAGCAGCUGCUGAUGACAGCCUAAACGAUUUUAGAAUAAACAUUUUAUCCCUUGAUGAUCUGUCUCCAGCUGUCAGUGAGAAACCAGACUUUGAACAGAAAAAAGAUGGUCAGAGGGAAAAGGCAUCCAGCCGAAGCCCCUGGGUAGGGAGCCCUUCCUCUGGAAAUGAGGUCUCUGAGCACCUGAGUGAGCGGUCGGCCUUGUCCGCUGGGUCCAAGGGUAUUUCUAGCCCAGGGCCCAUGUCACAGGAACCUCUGGCCAGCUCCGAGAGCUUGGCUUACUCGGAAGAUUUUGAAAAAUCCUCUAAUCCAACGACAGCGUCUGAGUUGACGGCCCAUUCUGAGGAGUCUCCUGACAGGACGCUGGCCACUCGGUCUGAGUUUUCUGCAAGUCUGGAGACAGCCCUUCCUCCACCAACACCCAAGUCUCGGAAUAAGCGGACCAGGGGUGUUGCAAGAGUCAUGGUGAAGGAGACGGCUGUGCAGACCCCUGAUCCUGCCUUCACCUACCAGUGGACUAAGGCGGCCAGUGUGGCGGCCAUCGGGCCAGCCCUGGGAGGCGCCUACGUGGAUCCUGCACCCAUCGCCAGUCAUGUCAUCAGUGCAGACGCCAUAGAAGCCCUGACAGCAUACAGCCCGGCCGUGUUUGCACUCAAUGACAUGCUGAAGCAGCAGCUGAACCUGACGCAGCAGUUCAUCGAGGCCAGCCGGCACCUACACGCGUCCCUCCUGCACUCCCUGGACCGGGACUCGUUCCACUACCACACCCUGGAGGAAACCAAAGAGUACAUCAGACAACAUAGGCCCACUCCGCUGACCAUGGAGGAGGCACUGGAGGAGGUGAAGAAGGAGCUGUGAAUGCUAGCAGAUGGAGACCGUGUGAGAACUGAGGUGUCCCUUCCAUCUUCCACUGCCAAUAAGCCAAGAGUCCGAGGCCCGCGCUGCCGGCGGCCAGCCACUGACGUGGUUCUCUGCC